Molecule: messenger RNA, 168 nt
Organism: Ostreococcus tauri
Lineage: Eukaryota; Viridiplantae; Chlorophyta; Mamiellophyceae; Mamiellales; Bathycoccaceae
Product: Cytochrome c oxidase subunit Vc
Exons: 2
Coding region: 1-168 (55 amino acids)
Source: RefSeq, a predicted model, not a curated record
AUGGGUCACACCGUCUAUCACGGCGUCGCGAAACACGUGUACUUUAACAAGGAGGUCGCCGUCGGGCUCACGCUCGGGUUGAUCGCCGGCGUGGCGUGGAAGUGGAAUCACUGGGGGCAUCGACAGUCGCAACAGGCGUACUACGCCGAGUUGUCUAAGAAGAGAUGA